Messenger RNA from Geodia barretti, 1469 nucleotides. The record is from the annotation of a GenBank genome assembly. Lineage: Eukaryota; Metazoa; Porifera; Demospongiae; Tetractinellida; Geodiidae.
CCAGCAAACUCCGAUGUAUUUCACGGCUUGGUCGGGUGAAAACUGCUGUAUCGAAAGGUGAAAAAAUGGCUCAUCAUCACUGUCACGGAGGGGAGGAUGGUCACGGCGGCCACCACCAUCAUGAUCACGGCGAGGACCCGGCGGUGAAGUUUAGUCUCUACACGAAGAUAGACACGGAGAGAGUGAUGUGUUGGAACGAGGCAGAGGAGGGGUCGGGGAGGACGGUGUUCACGGCAUGGGAGGACAGGAUGGACCGAGAUGAGAUGGUGGAGAGCGACGUCGACCCUGAGCUCCUGUUCCACAUACCUUUCACUGGAAGUGUCAAGUUGAAAGGUGUGGUUGUGAUUGGAGGAGAAGAUGAACAGCACCCAAAAGAGCUUCGACUGUUCAAGAACCGGCCUCCAAACGGGUUUGACCAGGUCCAGGGCCAGCCAGAGCAGACCAUCCAACUCAGUCAUGACUACACUGGAUCGGUGGAGUACCCCACAAUGGUUUCAAGAUUCAAUUCAGUGUCCAGUCUACUGAUGUACUUCCCUGUCAACUAUGGGGCAGAGACUUCCAUCAUCUACUACAUCGGACUCUACGGAGAAUACUCUGUGGCUCACAGACAUGGAGUUACUAUAGCAACCUACGAGGCCAGAGCCAACCCUGCAGACCACAAGAUCACCGAUCACACUCCGGCCGGCAGCUUCGUUUCUUGACCACACUAACACUCUUCCUAUAAUAAUUAUUAUAAUUAUAUGCGUGUAUGAUCAUAUUGAACACAUGAUAAUAACAGAUGAUCCUUGACGGAUCGUAGCAAUUCAGUAUAAUUAUACCUAAACUUCAGUACCAGUGUCUGUUGUUUGGGGCUCCGACUGUGACUCGUGACCUCUCACUGAUUCCUGUGUUACACAAAGGGAUAUACCGAUCAUAUCCAGAAGCUGUCCCAGACCAAAAAAACAAUUUGAUUUAUAGUGUACACAUGCAAAAACUUAAAGGAAGACACCUUCCAAAAUGAAUUCAGUAUCAUAAAAAAUUAAUUUUGUUAGGGAGGCAUUUUUACGAAGAAUCAACACUUUUCUCUACAAACGACAGUCUUCAAAAGCGUCCACUCAUCCCACUGGUAUAAUUAGACACAUACAACCGCUCUAGCGAGAGAAAGACAAAACCUGUUUGUCGAGUCCUCCGACCGGUCCAACCAGUCUGUCGGGUCCAGGUGGGGAGGGUUGGGAGUAGAGGGUGACCCUCUUCCCGGGGAUGUGUACUCGGCCGUCGUCCCCGAGGUAGGCUCCCUCCAUACCUCCAUCUCUCAGUCUCUCCCUCCCUUCCUCCGUCACUACCAGGUAACCUCUGUUCUCGGGGUUCAAGUAGUAGGCCAUCAGUUUCUUAUUGGGCAGAGCCCUCCUCGGUUGCAGCCUGUCCUCAAAUCUCCACGGUUUAAGGAGAACUCGCAGCCCGAGGGCAUUGUAGUGAGCUGUCGUUAUUUG